Molecule: messenger RNA, 3462 nt
Organism: Thamnophis elegans (Western terrestrial garter snake)
Lineage: Eukaryota; Metazoa; Chordata; Lepidosauria; Squamata; Natricidae
Product: ras-related protein ORAB-1-like
Molecular function (GO): GTP binding; GTPase activity
Source: RefSeq, a predicted model, not a curated record
AUGUUGCUAAGAGAGUUGUUCACCUUUCUUGUCUCUUUUUUUUGCUUCCUCCGCGACAGCGAUUAUUUAUUUAAGUUGCUGCUCAUCGGAGAUUCCGGAGUGGGGAAAUCCUGCCUCCUCCUACGAUUUGCGGAUGACACCUACACGGACAGCUACAUUAGCACCAUCGGAGUGGACUUCAAAAUCCGGACCAUCGAGCUGGAAGGAAGGACCAUCAAGUUGCAAAUUUGGGACACAGCUGGCCAAGAGCGCUUCCGAACCAUCACCUCCAGCUACUACCGAGGCGCGCACGGCAUCAUCAUUGUCUACGAUGUGACGGACCAGGAUUCGUUCAACAACAUGCACCUUUGGCUGGAGGAAAUUACUCGCUACGCCAGCGAGAACGUCAACAAGCUGAUUGUAGGGAACAAGAGUGAUCUUUCCAGCAAGAAAGCCGUGGAUUAUACAACCGCCAAGGAAUACGCCGACUCGCUGGCCGUGCCCUUCCUGGAGACCAGCGCCAAGAACGCCACCAACGUCGAGCAGGCUUUCUUGACCAGCGCCGAGAUCAAGAACAGGGUCAGCAGCGGCCCGACGCAGGACAGCCACAAAUCGGCCGUCCACAUCCAGAGUUGCCCGUUACGGCAAGACGGCGUGGGGGCCGGCGAAGACGCGGGUAGAGGAUGCUGCUAAGAGGCCGCCGUCCCUGGAGGGCAGAGUUUGGGGGUGUGUGUGCCUGGGAAGGGGGCCAUGCCAGCCCUGGGAAGCCCCCCCCCCCCCCGCCUCCACCUCGCCUGCAGACUCGGAAUCUCAAAAUGGAGCAUCUGAACAUAACAUGACUUUCGGCGCCGGCUUCAUUCCACUUUUCUGGACCUUGUCCAGAGGGCUGACCACUGUCCUGUCCAGCCGUGGUCAUCUUGCCCUCCAGAAAGCAGCCAAGUUGGAGCACACAUUCAGAAGAACCUCACAGUCCCUCCUCCCUACAACCCAGGUUUCCUGCUUCAGCAGGGGGUUGGACUAGAAGACCUCCAAGGUCCCUCUCAACCUCCGUUAUUCUGUUAUACAUACCGCAUGCCCUCUGUUACAUUUCGCGUUGGGGAUCGCAGCCCACUCCUCUUGUUUCUUCAAUACCGCCCCCCGCACCCUUAUUUCAUGGUUGAAGACCCUUAGGGGACCCCUGAAAUGAUAGUCACCCCUCUUCUCUCCACCCCUUUCUUGAGGGGGGGCAGUUUUCUCCUCACUUGGGGGGACAGAAAUCAUUUGGCAAAUAUUUCUCGAUAGUUCUAACGGCCGUAAUCCCCUAAUUCGGGAAUGUUUUGAAUUUGCUCUCCCCUCCACCCCUUUUCCAUCAUUUGCCAGCUUCCCUAGGAUUUAAGAUUCCCUAAGGGAAAAAGCUAAGGUUUUGAAUUAAAAAUGGUAGGAAUGCAUGGUUCUACUUAACAUACACCAGUAUUUUUUUCAAGCUAGGCCAUUUCCAGAUGCGUGGACAACCUGGCUGGGGAAUUCUGGGAAUUGAAGUUCACACAUCUGGAAAUGGCCUAGCUUGAUUUUUCUAGUGUAAAUAUGCCCAAAAACUGAAGCGCCCCCAAAUUUAUGGGAAGAAUAUCGAUUCAGAAACCCCAGAAUUCCCACAAACCUUUUCUUAGUAAUAAAAGUCCUAAACUCAGCAAGAUAAAUACCAGCCAGGGGGAAAAAAAACAGAUAUUAAAUCCCUGUUCAGCAGAUCUACAAACCUGAGAUUCACACCGCUUUUUGAAUACUAACAUAGCCUUUUUUUUUAAACCUACAAACCCCUUUUCCUGGGUUAUUUUUAUCCCUGCAUCACAAGGGUGCAAAGAAAGUCAUUUUAGUCAUAUUUAGGUUUUUAUUUCCAGCUCACUGGCCCUGUUUUUUUCCUGCCUCCAAGAAAUCAUAGGACUGAAUGAGUCAGAGAGUUUAACUUCUCCCCAGCAGAGUGACUUCAUGGCUUGUUUAACCUCCUUGUUUUAAAGAGAAAAAAAUAAUACAUCUUUUUAAAGUCCAGGCGCUGGUUUGAAUCGUACCUUAACAGAGCGACACGCUAAGCCCUAAACAACAAACCAAGGUUACAGAUGAAAGGCCAACUUUAAGAGAAAGCACAAUUGCAUGAUUUGUAACUACUCGAGUUAAGGGGUUUUUGCGAAUCCAUCAGCCAGCAGUUCAGGCAAGUUGGUUGCUCGGAGGAUGAGGGUGGUGUAAGCAGGAAGGGAAAGAGCCACAUGCCUGUUCAGCUCGUCACAUGGAAGAAGUCUUGUGAGAGCUGCAAUUUGUACAUGCAAAAUGUUUCUCUUUCAUUCAGGUCCAUAGAUUUGGGAUCCGUAUUCCUUUAAUCUGCCCACAAAAGCCGAAUUGUUGGAAAGAUUUAUUGCUCCUGUGUGAACUUUUUUUAAGUUUUUCAUCCCAAAUGUUGUUGUGCUGCAUUUAAUGAAGACGUGAAGUCAGGUUUCAAGAGGUGUGGACUUCAAACUCCCAGAAUUCCCCAGCUGGUGUGCUUUUAAGAUGUGUGGACCCAGCAAUUCUCCACUGGGGAAUUCUGGGAGUUGAAGUCCAUCCCUCUUAACAUGGCCAAGGUUGAAAAAAUUCUGCUUUACGUGGUUUCAAACACAGUUUUUAAGAUUUGCUCCAGCAACUGCGGUCUGUAGGUCUGAAAGCAUCCUUUAAGAAUAGGGGAUUCUUUCGAAGGGAGGAGCAAUACAGACCUUGCUAGAGAAGAUCUCCCCAAGGCUUAAGAAAUCUGUGCCUUCUGUUGAGAAGCGACAGUGGAUCCCAGAGAGAUUCUGGCAGGUAAGGAAGUCCCGCUGGAACCACGUAAUCUGCCCACUUUACCUUCCGCCACACAAGACCCAUUUUGCAUCCAAUAAUGCAGCUGGUGCACAGGCCAAUUGGGAGCACAAGUUGGGGGGGGGGGGGCUGUGCUGGCAGACCCCAUUUGCAUGACUUCUGAUCUAACUGCCCCCUUUUUAGAUCCGCUAUGAUUUUUUAGACCCACCAAAUCUCAUGUCCUCCCAGCCUUUAAAAACCCUUGUAGUAACCAAAUGCUGUUGCCCUUGGCCCCUUAACCAUGUUGUAUGUGUUCAAUAAACCCAUUUCUCCCCCACGCCUGGCUCUCUAUAGGUCAGUAAGGGAGAAAUCCGGGGGUCUCCCCUGGGUCUGCAGAAGUGGGGCUGGCUGGGAGGGUGAGGAUGCCGGGGGGGGGGGGGGGGGCUGGAUCCUGAUUUAAGGUCAUUCAACCCCAAGGCCUCUCCUCUGGGUCUCCUGCAGCAAUGCAGAUGCUCCUGGUUUGCCUGUCAUGCUCCCAUCAAUGCUGCAACAUCCCCAGUAGAGCCCUAUCCACCCAUUUAUCGAUCUAAUGAUCAUCUAUCUUAUCCAUCAUCUUUCAUCAUUUGUAUCUAUCAUGUAUUAUUGAAUAAAUCCUUCUAUCCAAUCAUUCAUCCAUCCACCCUCCACAUCUAGCAUCAUUCUAUA